This is a messenger RNA of Phoenix dactylifera (date palm), 2131 nucleotides long. RefSeq names its product protein EMSY-LIKE 3. The record is from RefSeq and is a predicted model, not a curated record. NCBI's taxonomy places the organism in Eukaryota, Viridiplantae, Streptophyta, Magnoliopsida, Arecales, Arecaceae. Gene Ontology annotation, cellular component: nucleus. Gene Ontology annotation, biological process: defense response to fungus.
GGAGUCCGCCGGUUUCUCCCUUUCUUCGAACCCCCGACUGCGCUCUCUGUCUUCCACCCCGGCGGGUGCCUUCCUCUUUCUACUGAUCUCCACGAAUCUCCCUCAAAUUCCCCUUUCGCGGUUCGAAUUCUCGAUCGAAUUCGCUUCCAGGCAUCGAAGUGGAUUGGUUCUUGCGGUAGGUGGGUAAAGAAUGAAGCAAGAAAGGUAGAUCGCUCGGUUCUUGAUGCGUUCUCGGCCUAGCGGAGGAAAAAGCGCUCUCCUUUCUCUUCUUCGAAGCGUUCGCAGCAUUUUCUAGGGUUUCUCACCGAAGAAUUUUGUCUGUGGGAGGACCCGACCAUGGAGUAUGAUCCCUCCGAUAGCAGCGGGACUGAUGAUGACCUUCCACCAUCACAUCAGAACAGGGGUGCAAGAGGAGGGCGUGUCACUGGAAAUGGAAGAACUAUCAUUGGUGCUUUUUCAUACCCCAGGGUACACAGUGACAUGGAGACUCAAAUACACCUGCUUGAGCAAGAAGCAUACAGUUCAGUUCUUCGAGCAUUUAAGGCUCAGUCGGAUGCCAUUACUUGGGAGAAGGAAAGUCUUAUAACUGAACUGAGAAAGGAACUGAGAGUAUCUGAUGAGGAACACAGAGAACUGUUAAGCAGGGUUAAUGCCGAUGACAUUAUUAGGAGACUUAGGGAAUGGAGGGCAAGUGGACGCCAAACUGGUUUGCUUAAUAAUGCUCAACCCACACAUGAUCCGGUACCCAGUCCCACUGUUUCAGCUUCUCGCAAGAGACAGAAAACAUCUCAGCCUGUACCUUCUCUACCUUUGGGUGCCCCAUCUCCUGGACUUCAUGCACAACCAGUUGCCGCUUCCAUGCAGCCAUCAUCAGCAGCGGCAAAACGGGGAGCCGCAGCAGGAGCAAGGGGCAAGAAGCCUAAAUCAGGCCAGACGUUGCCUGGUGUAUCUUCAAUGAAGUCCACUCAAUAUCCUUCCGCUGGUCCGAGUGGAAGGGGACAAGUUGCAAACAGGAGUUCUACAGGUGCUGUUGCAGAGGCACCACCGUACGAUCCACUAAUCGGACGGAAAGUCAUGACAAGAUGGCCUGAAGAUAAUAACUUCUAUGAGGCUGUUAUUACUGAUCACAAUCCAGUCGAGGGUCUUCAUGCUCUGGUUUAUGAUAUAGGAACAAAGAAUGAGACAUGGGAAUGGGUUAAUCUCAAAGAGAUUUCACCUGAAGAUAUUAGAUGGGAAGGUGAGGAUCCCGGCAUCAAUCAUCAGCCGGGUCGAGCUGCGCCAGGUCGUGGGGCUAAGAAGUCUACAGGCCGUGGUGGUGCCAUUCCAGGUGCAGGAAGGGGAAGAGGAACCUUGAAGAAUCAGUCCAAGAAAGAUUUUGCCCCAUCACAGAAUGGCAUUGGGAAGAAGCGCGCUGAUGACAUUGAAAUACUUCACACGGACACUCUAAUAAAGGAGGUGGAGAGGGUCUUCGGUGCAAGUCAUCCCGAUCCCUUUGAGAUAGAGAAGGCAAAGAAAGUGUUAAAAGAACAUGAACAGUCACUAAUCGAUGCAAUCGCAAGGCUUGCGGAUGCCUCUGAUGGUGAGAGUGUCGUCGGUAUGAUUCUACUCGGCCAGAAACAAGAAUUGCCGCACUUUUCCAUAUGAUUUAGAAUCUGCCGCAUUAGUGAGAUGGAAGAGCGAGGCCGUCAGCGCUUGCACGGGCUAUCCAUGGACCGAGAUCAAGGAUGGAGGAACCAGCAAUAUGCUGGGAACCAACAUGGAGCAAACUAUGAGGACAUGGCAGGUGAAGGUAGAGAAGGUUCUGAUGGUGACCACAUGGCUGGGGAUGGUGUUGCAUCAGACUACCGGCAUGAUGGUGAUGACGAUGACAUUUAACUUGGGGUCGACCAACCUUUACUUGACAUCGAGGGAGGAAGGCCCGUGCUCUGUAAAAUGCAAUUGCUAAUAUUUAUUUCUUACCACAUGGAAAAAAUAACAGCUCCUUUAUAUUCAGUGAGAAGGAUAACUCUGAUCAGGGUUCGAUCUUGGUUAUUAUUUCAGUGAAUAGGAUGUGACAUGUAAAUUGUUUCGAUAGCCGUCUAGUGUUUUCAUGUUUGCAGGUUGCAUCAAGCUGGUUCUGUAGGUUGUCUCA